Molecule: messenger RNA, 1070 nt
Organism: Vicia villosa (hairy vetch)
Lineage: Eukaryota; Viridiplantae; Streptophyta; Magnoliopsida; Fabales; Fabaceae
Exons: 7
Coding region: 181-885 (234 amino acids)
Source: RefSeq, a predicted model, not a curated record
UUUUUGUCAGGUUGAAUUCGCGGGAAGGUUUACUCUCCAGCUAAUUACCGAAAUAGCUGUCUCAUAUUUAAAAAACUAGGGCUUUUCUAAAAGGAUACUUGGGAUUUCAUCUCGCUUUCUGAUCUCUCACUCUCCCAUCUCCGGCCGCAAUUCCAUCUCAGUUUCUCCACAUUUUCUCCCAUGGUUGAAAAGUUGAAUGCAAUGGCGAAAAAGCAUGAAAAAAGGCCGAUUGUAUUGCCAGACAGUAAAUUCAAAGGAUCUACUUCAAAAGAUCUACCGUGCGAGCACAAAGAUAGUAGUGAUAGUGAAAAUGACUCCAGUGCAGACUCUCAAGAUGAAUUAGAAAGUUUCUCCGAUAUCGAUGACCGAGAGAUUGAUCGGUACCUUUUCAAUGAGGAAGAGAAGAAUUACAAGAAAAAAAUAUGGGAAAACUCGAACCGCGAGUAUCUUUUGGAGCAAGUAGCCAAGGAAUUAGCUGCAGCAAUGCCAAAAUCCAAAAAGGUAACGAAGCAGAAACAAGCUCAACAAGCAAAAAAUUCAGAGCCUGCUCAAUCUGCGGCAGUGGCCACUUGCCAAACGGUGAAAACAAAGAGGCUCAGUAGCAGAGUCAAUCACGAUUGCCUGGCAAAGUUAUUUGAAGAUGAACCGGCAGGUGAGCGUAAUCCCAAGAGAGUACGAUUUGAUCUAGCUUCGGAUAAUAACAGCAAAUUUCAGUCUAAGGUUGAUGAUGAUGACCAAGAGGAUGAAGACCAAGAGGAUGAUGAGCUGGGAUCAGGGAAUUAUCAUGAGGGUGGUGACAAAGAUUGGUAUAAUAAUGAAAAUAUGGAUGAGGCAUAUUACCCUGAUGAAGAUGGUUAUAAUUAUUAUGAUGAUGAUCAUUACUGAUAAAUUGCUAGAUGCUGUUUCUAUUGCAACCCAUAUUCAACAUGGCUGGAGGAGGCAUGGGAACAUGAAAUUUUUGAGUUUUUGUGGAUGUUAUUUUGUAAGCUGCGGCAUCAGCAUUAGGUGACUAAUGAAUGCCGAUAAUUUUGGCGAGUGAAUCCGUUUGUUCAAUUUUUUUUUUUAAAAUG